Messenger RNA from Mycotypha africana, 4505 nucleotides. RefSeq lists its product as uncharacterized. NCBI's taxonomy places the organism in Eukaryota, Fungi, Mucoromycota, Mucoromycetes, Mucorales, Mycotyphaceae. The transcript is spliced from 6 exons. Gene Ontology annotation, molecular function: structural molecule activity; protein binding. The record is from RefSeq and is a predicted model, not a curated record. Gene Ontology annotation, biological process: endoplasmic reticulum organization; intracellular protein transport; COPII-coated vesicle cargo loading. Gene Ontology annotation, cellular component: COPII vesicle coat; endoplasmic reticulum exit site. The coding region runs from base 148 to 4167 and encodes 1339 amino acids.
UCGAUCCCAUUCAACCUCCCAAUUGCAAAUCUAUUCUUGUUCUUCCUUUGUAUACAAACCCUUUUUUUCAAAAUUUAUUGAACUUCCAAUAUAGCAAAGAACAAGCACUUCCAAAUAAAAGAGGAAUACCGCUGCUAUCGGCAGAAAAUGACCAGAAAAUUAAAAUAUAUUGAGCGAACGUCGACAUUCGCGUGGAGUCCAUCUCAGGCACCUAUGAUUGCCACAGGCACAAUGGCAGAUGCAUCAGAUGACUCCUUCUUUAACGUGUCAUCAUUAGAGAUCUUUGAAAUGAGCAAUAAUGCUUCAAACCAAACUCUUGAGCCAUUGGCUAAAGUGCAUGUUAAAUCAAGAUUUCAAACAAUAGGUUGGGGAUAUAUCUCAGAAGAUAAGCCGAAAGGUAUCAUUGCUAGCGGUAUGAAAACUGGUGAGCUGGAGCUUUGGGAUGCUUCUGCUAUCCUUGAUGGCAAAAGUGCAGAUGAAUGCUUGAUCUUGAGAAACUCGAUGCAUAUGAGUGUGUUAAGGUCUCUUGAUUUCAAUAUAUUCCAAACCAAUCUCUUGGCUACCGCUGGUGAUCGAAACGAGGUGUAUAUCUGGGACCUUGAAAAUCCUUUUAAACCAUACUCUCCAGGCGCUCGCUCGGUAAAAAUGGAGCAUAUUACCGAUGUUGCUUGGAACUGCCAAGUAAAACAUAUUCUUGCUACUUCCUCCAGUAAUGGAUACGCGGUUGUCUGGGAUUUGCGUCAUAAGAAAGAAGUAAUGGCCUUACCACCUACAGGUCAAUUGAAUGGAGGCUCUCCGAUUUCUUCGAUAGCCUGGCAUCCAGAUAUUGCUACCCAAAUUGUUACGGCCAUAAACGAUAACCAAAACCCAAUUAUUUCCUUAUGGGACCUUCGCCAUGCUCAAUCUCCUGAGAAGAUUUUAAAUGGGCAUACAAAGGGUGUCCUUGAUGUGUCAUGGUGUCAGCAGGAUUCAGGUUUGUUGACUUCUAGCGGACAAGACUGCAGAACUCUGUGUUGGAAUCCGAAUACUGGGGAGUUAGAUGGUGAGAUAACCCGUAAAAGCAAAUGGACGUUUGAAAUAGAAUGGUGUCCUCGAAAUCCUGAUCUAUUGGCUACUGCUUCUUUUGAUGGAAAUAUUGAUAUAUACUCUAUUCAAGGUAGACUGAAUCCCAAGGAAGAUUCCAAUAAACAAUCCAUGCACGCUUUCGUCCCUGAUAAUCCUUCAGAUGCUGCUAUGUAUGACACUACUUUUAUUAAUUCAAAUGCAAUAUCUUGCCCUUCUUUUGAACUGAAACGAGCCCCUAAAUGGCUACAACGUCCUGUCGGCGCAUCUUUUGGUUUUGGCGGUAAGAUUGUCCAUCAUCAUCAAAAUUGCGUUAAACUUUCGUCUGUGAGGAAGGACCCUGAAAUUGUGCAACGUUCGGAACAGCUUGAAUCCGUUUCCGAAGAGGACCUUGAAUCAUAUAAACAAUUCGUUGAAAAUCGUAUCUGUAAUGAUGAUACCAAUGAUCAAGAAUGGAAGGUUUUAAGAACCCUGUUUUCAACGAAUGCACGCGAAGAAUUAAUUCAGUGCUUGGGUUUCGAAAGGGAAGAAGUGACCAAAACAGCUUAUGAAUUAAUUGAGAAAUUAAGAAAAAAAGAGGAGCAGCAGAGACGAAAUGAAAAAAGCGUACACUUGAACAAGCAAAAACAAGAAGAUGGAGCAGAUAAUGAUGGGAAUUGCAACAAAUCAAAAGAUAAGGAGAUCCGAAAACUGGCUAAUCAGCAUCAUAAUAGUACUGAUGGUACAUACAAAAAAAGAAGAGGAAAGAUAUCGCAAACGUAUACCAACGACAAUAGCGAAAUAAACAAUACCUCUGCUAUUAAAAACGAAGAAACACCUGUUGAUGAUACCACUCUACUAACCUCAGCGCCUACUGAGGCAAAGCUUGAAAAGAAUAACGUUAUUGAGAAGGAAUCAGUUAACAAUAGUAUUACAGUUUCUAACUUGUUUAAUAACGAACAAGAAUCAGCAGUUGAUGGUUCCAUCUUUAGUCAAAUCAAUAAUCAGCAAGGAUUUGAUGAAACUACUAAUCAAUCUGUAUCAGACUCAACAGCAUCAACAAACCAUAACUUCAAUGGUGCAGGUAUUAUUACGCGAAUUGAUUUUGCUCCUGUUAGUAUUGACGUUAAUCGUACUAUUGGUUCUUCUUCCCAUGUUGGAGCAAUGGAUGAAAGAAACCCAUUCAAGUUUUACAACGACGAGAUUUUGAAUGGCGAAGGCAGUUUCAACAACGAAACGGAUAACUUUAUUACCAAGGCUAUUAUGUUGGGUGAUUUUGAAUCCGCUGUCGAUGUAUGUUUAGCUGCUGGAAGAUACUCAGAUGCACUUGUUUUUGCCACGUGUGGAGGCAGUGAAUUACUUUCUCGCACUCGUAGAGCCUACUUCAAACAACAAUCAAAGGAGCACACUUAUUUGCGCCUCUUAGAAGGCAUUGUGGAUGAAGAUUUGGCUUCGAUUGUCAAGAAUGCUGAUGAUAUUCAACAUGAAUGGGUUUCCAUUUUAGUAGUUCUGUCCACAUUUGCCAAAGCUGAAGACUUUGGACCUUUGUGCGAGAUUCUUGGAGAUCGUAUGUUAGAAACAAAACAUCAACAAUCUACUGCUGCAGCUGCUAUUUUUUAUCUCGUGGCAGGCAACUUACAGAAGGUUUGUCAAUUAUGGAUCAAUAAAUUAAAUCACGAAGACAAUGCGGAUAAUAGAGUUACAUCAAACAGCUACGAAAUGCGUCUGCAAGAACUAGUAGAAAAAGUUGUCAUUUUUCGUAAAGCCAUCGAAUAUGAAGACAAAUGCCUUACUGCUUCACUUGGAAACCUUCAUGAAAAUUAUUCUCUUGCACCUUUGUAUGAGAAAUAUGCCGAAUAUGUUGAAUAUAUGGCUUCUGAGGGCAAGUUAGACGUUGCUAUUAAGUAUAUCAACUUGAUACCUGCUCAAUUUAUCAAUGGUAAUGCUGUCAUUCGUGAUAGAAUUGCUGCUAUUUAUGAUCGUAUUAACAAUGUCUGCGGUGAUGGUAACGAUAAUCAGGCUCAGCAACGACCAUCAUUCUCUUUUGAAAAAAAAGAAAUUGGUAACAAUAAUGCAGCUUCAAUUGAUGGCCUUUAUAACAAACAACCAACAACUUCUUCGCAUAAACAAUACCGAUAUUCUCAGCAGUGUUUUAACUCUAAGUUCUACCAACAAUCUUUUCAAACCAAUAAUAGAGAAUCUUUUAAUGUGUCGUCACCUGCACAACAACCUAUAAUUACUGAUAGUGUUACUUCCAAGCAGCAAUAUGGUUUGUAUAAUCCACAGAGCAAUUCUGAUGCUGCUACUGCUACCGCAACAGCUGAAUUUACCCCUGAACAGUACAUAACUUUGGACAAUAAUAACGAUAGCGCCAAUUAUACACAUAUUCAACGUCAACCGCAACAACUGGAUAGCUACAUAUCACCAACUACUUACCAACAGCAGCAGGCAAUACCAUCUCAAAAAAGUGCUAUAACCGCUUCUUCUAACGUAAGCAAUGCUACUACUUCAUCAUCUAUUCUGCCCAAAGCAGCCAAUACUGGUACUUGUAAUGACCCUCCUAUGCUCAUGAGCCCUAAAAUAACUCGUAGCAGAAAGGUAUCACCAGCCAAUUCAUCACUUGAAAGAGUCACGACACCCAUUACUUCUUCACCAGGCUCGUCGUUACCAUCAUCUUACUUUCAACAAGCUGUUAAUUCUGCUGCGGCCAAUCAACAGACAACUGGGGGUGUUUUGGCAUCAUCGCAAUCACCCUUGAUUAAGAGUACGCCUUCUCCCUCUCCUAUAAAUGCUGAACCGCCACAAGCUCCAAGAGCUUUUGCUGCUAAUAAUGGCGGUUUUUUAUUAUCGACGCCACAAUUAUUCAUGGCCAACACUAAGAACAGCAUGGUUCCCCAACCUACACCCUCUUCUUCUACUUCAACAAUUGGUACUUAUUGCAGUGCUCGCCAACAAUUCCAACAGCCUCCUCCUCCAUCCAGAAAUGGUAUCGCACCUUCGCCAAUGUUAAAAACACAGAGUCCUAAUGCUACAGCAGGCACCGUAGCAGUACCGCGGCCAUCACCUUUGACGGUUGUAGCACCUUCACCGUUAUUGGAAAAAGCAAAGUUUAAGUAUGCUGCAUAAUGGUUACGCUGCAGGUACAUCACCAGCCCUAAUGAGAUGCCCUCCCCCGUCCUAAAUCAUCGCUGCUCCUCUUCAAGGCCCUUCACAACCUAGAGAUGAGGUUGCGCCUGCUCUAUGAUAUGAAAUUAAAUUCAUUCAUCAGGGAUUUAGAUCCAUGACAGUAGCUUCUUGCAUAUUUUUGAUACUUCAUCAACAUUACUCAUUAUUCAUAUUCUUUACGUAUAUAUUCUCAUUUCCAAAAAAAAAAUCAUUCUGGAACUUUCUUUUUACUAUUAAAUGUCUCUAUUUGUUUAUGCAUAUAAAGAGCAGCAAAAUCAUGUCGCCAAAAAAGUACAGAC